GUGUCCGGAAGCUCAAAUCUCCAUGGCUGUCCAUUCUCUGCGGUUUCCAGUCUCUGCAACAUGCCCCAUCCAAAACCUAGCUUCAACUCUCUCAACCGUCAGAUUCUCAAUCACAGUCAACCACAUUCGACUCCUUUCUUCUUCUGCUUCCGCUUCAUCUCCACCGUCCACUUCUCAUACUUUGACUCCAAAGCUGUGCGCCGGAAAGUGGGAGCCUUUCCGCAAAAAGAAAGUCGUUUUGCGUCUCGGCUACGUCGGCUCCGACUACAGAGGCCUGCAAAUGCAAAGAGAUGAACAUUCAUUAUCAACUAUUGAAGGGGAACUGGAAAGUGCUAUUUAUAAGGCUGGUGGAAUUCGUGAUAGUAACUAUGGAAAUUUGAACAAAAUUGCUUGGGCUAGAAGUAGCCGAACUGAUAAAGGAGUUCACUCCUUGGCAACCAUGAUAUCUAUGAAAAUGGAAAUUCCUGAAGACGCAUGGAAGGAAGAUCCUUGUGGCAUUGACCUUGCUCAACGCAUGAACACCCAUCUUCCUGAAAAUAUCAAAGUUUUCAGCAUUUUACCUUCUCAAGGGAGUUUUGAUCCUAGAAGGGAGUGUAAUCUCCGGAGAUACUCUUACCUACUUCCGGCUGAAAUCAUUGGAAUCAAAAGUCAGUUUACUGUGGCUGAAAUUGAUUAUCAUAUAUCAGACUUCAAUGAUAUAUUAAAUGCCUUUGAGGGGGAACAUCCUUUCCAUAACUACACAGUGCGAUCCAAGUACAGGAAACAACCUCCUAAGAAUGGUCGUGUGUCAAAAAGAGCAAGAUCAUCUAGAGAGGCAUCAUUGUCUGAUUCAGAGGGGAGUGAAGGAGAAGAAAAUGUGGGGGUUGAUGGAGCCAAUUCAUCAGAUUGUGUGGAAACAAUUCAAAGUUCUUUGGAGUCUGUUGUGAAUCACGAACACCUAGAUGACAGCUGUAAUAAGCAUGAAAGUGAUAUAAAGGAUCACAUUUGUGAUUCAGUUGUUCGUGCAAGAUGGCUGUAUGAACCUGAUGAAACAGACAGAAUUGGUGCUUCCCACUUCAGAAAGAUUUUUCACUGUUCUUGUGGGAAGCUGGAGAAAUCACUUGGGUUUGAUUAUGUUGAAAUUUCCAUAUGGGGUGAGUCUUUCAUGUUGCAUCAGAUUCGCAAAAUGGUUGGGACUGCUGUGGCAGUUAAGCGGAAUUUACUACCGCGAGAUAUCCUCACUUUGUCUCUGGCAAAGUUCUCUCGAAUUGUUCUACCCUUGGCUCCAUCUGAAGUUUUAAUUCUGAGGGGAAAUAGUUUUUCCUUGAGAAAAAGACCCGGGGUUGUUACCAGACCUGAAAUGCUGAGAAUGGUUGAGUCAGAGGAAAUUCUCAAGACAGUUGACGAAUUCUACAAGUCUGUCAUGCUGCCUCAAGUUUCACAAUUCUUGGAUUCUUCAAAGUCUCCUUGGAAGGAGUGGGUUGUGAAUUUGGAUGAGAACACAAGCAUUCCGGAUGAACAGUUAGAUGAAGUGAGGAGAGCUUGGAAGUUGUGGAAAGAGAAGUUUGAUUCUAUUAGAACGGGUGUUGCAUUGCAUCAGUCAUAAAUCAAUGAAGGUAGGCAAAUUUAUCGUCUUAUUUAAUAAUGGUCUUGGAUUGUGCUUCUAGCAUUUGCUAAAAUAGGAAAUCAACUGAAUCUUAGCCAUCGUUGAUGACAAGAUUUUGGUAGAUAACGAUGGCUAGAUUUUGGUCAUAGAUCUGGCUGUUUUUUGUCAGAUCCACGAUGGAUUUGUUCGAAAAAGGUUAGAUCGGCCUAUGACUGAUAAGAUCAAGCUGAUCUUAGUAUGGACGUUGUUAGUUGCCAUUCGGAGGUGAUGGUCAAUUUUCGGUAGUGGUUUGAGUAUAAACUUUUAUUGUGAAAGGUAAUUAUUAAACAU
Messenger RNA from Pistacia vera, 1915 nucleotides. RefSeq names its product putative tRNA pseudouridine synthase. The record is from RefSeq and is a predicted model, not a curated record. NCBI's taxonomy places the organism in Eukaryota, Viridiplantae, Streptophyta, Magnoliopsida, Sapindales, Anacardiaceae. The transcript has 7 exons. Gene Ontology annotation, cellular component: nucleus. The coding region runs from base 23 to 1585 and encodes 520 amino acids. Gene Ontology annotation, biological process: tRNA pseudouridine synthesis; mRNA pseudouridine synthesis. Gene Ontology annotation, molecular function: RNA binding; pseudouridine synthase activity.